Messenger RNA from Poeciliopsis prolifica (blackstripe livebearer), 2714 nucleotides. Its product is annotated as 3-hydroxyisobutyryl-CoA hydrolase, mitochondrial-like. Gene Ontology annotation, biological process: L-valine catabolic process. The transcript has 14 exons. Bases 83 to 1228 code for a protein of 381 amino acids. The record is from RefSeq and is a predicted model, not a curated record. Gene Ontology annotation, molecular function: 3-hydroxyisobutyryl-CoA hydrolase activity. Lineage: Eukaryota; Metazoa; Chordata; Actinopteri; Cyprinodontiformes; Poeciliidae. Gene Ontology annotation, cellular component: mitochondrion.
AGAGGAACCGGAAGCUCUGCGCAGGGGCAGCUUCUGGCUACCCAGAGCUGAUCAGAUCAUCUAAAUUAUAAUAUCAGUAAUUAUGACACUAACGGUUCUGACUUCUGCCUUCAGGCUGAAGCCUCUUUGCAGAUUGCAGCGAAUCCAGGCUCACCUGAUGUCGGCUCACGUGGAACCGGUUCUGGGGAAGAAAGCGGGCCGGGCCGCAGUGAUCACCAUGAACCGACCCAAAGUCCUGAACGCGCUCAACCUGAGCAUGAUCCGGCAGAUUCACCCGCAGCUGCAGAAAUGGGAAAGUGACCCAGAGACGGACAUGGUGAUCAUCAAGGCAGCAGGAGGGAAAGCCUUCUGCGCUGGAGGAGACAUCAGAGCCGUCACAGAAGCAGGGAAGGUCGGCGAUUCCCUCGCGCAGGACUUUUUCCGGGAGGAAUACCUGCUGAACAACGCCAUAGGAUCCUACAGGAAGCCGUAUGUCGCCAUUAUUGAUGGAAUAACAAUGGGAGGGGGCGUCGGCCUGUCGGUCCACGGACGCUUUCGGGUCGCCACUGAGAAGACGCUGUUCGCCAUGCCGGAGACCGCCAUCGGGCUUUUCCCUGAUGUGGGAGGCGGCUACUUCCUGCCGAGGCUGCGGGGGAAGCUGGGGCUGUUCCUCGCCUUGACGGGCUUCCGCCUCAAAGGACGGGACGUCCAGCGCGCCGGCAUCGCCACUCACUUCGUAGAGUCUAAGAAGAUCCCAGAGCUGGAGCAGCGGCUGGUUGGCCUGAAGUCUCCAUCGGACUCAGACGUCUCCCGACUGCUGGAGUCCUUCCAGGCGCAGAGUGAUCUGGACUCUGAUAAACCGUUCGUCUUGGACAAACAUACGUCUGAAAUUGACAGGCUGUUCGGCGCCAGCAGCAUGGAGGGAAUCCUGCAGAACCUGAAGGCCGACGGAUCCGACUUCGCUAACAAACAAGUCGAGAUUCUGUCCAGAAUGUCUCCCACUUCGCUGAAGGUCACCUUCAGGCAGCUGCAGGUCGGCGCCGCCAUGAGCCUGCAGGACGUGUUGGUGAUGGAGUACCGGCUGAGCCAAGCCUGCAUGAGAGGCCAUGACUUCUACGAAGGCGUUCGGGCAGUUCUGAUCGACAAAGACCAGAACCCGCGCUGGAGCCCGCCGUCGCUGGACCAGGUCUCCGACUGCUUUGUGGACGAAUGCUUCGCCUCGCUGGGGGAGAAGGACCUGAGGUUCUGACCAGCCCACCGCCGGGCCUCUUCUCAACCAUCAGAACCAUCAGAACCAGACUCCUGGAUCGGAGCAGCUCUCUGGAGCCGGCAGAGGAAGUGACCUCACCGCUGAGUGCUUUAUGGCUUUUCCCCGGGGUGUCGGCUGAUGCCACUCGGAUCGCUCUCCAACACAAACACUAUUGAUUCAGUUCUUUUGUAAUUAUUAAUAAUGCAGCAACAGGAUUUAUUAGUGACUGCAGAGAAAUCAAAUACAGUUUCAUCAAACUGAAAUCUGUUUUCUGCUUUAUUUCUAAUCUGCUAAUUGCUCUGUGGUGAAGCCACUUCCCCAAACAUGGCGUCUGCAGCUCUGCAUUAUUCAUAAGUCAGAAGCACAAAGCAAUAAAAAAGUUUAUUACUUAUCAACAUUUUUUCAAGGUAAAAACAGGAAGUGAUGCGUUUGCAUGUCUUAUUUUAAAGUUUAAUUACCAGAGCAGAUCAUCUGCUGCUCACCGGAUCCUGGAAUAUAAACAAAUAAAAUCACAAACAGUUUUUAUUUAUCAAAAACAGAAAAAUGCACCAGUCAUAGCAUUCUGUUAGCAUUAGCUUCAGCGGCUGACGUCUUGGUAACCCUGAUGUCCAGAUGGUUUCUCCUCUAAAUAUUUAGCUUAGCCUGAGAUCUGUUAGCCCCAAGCUAAACAUUUAGUUUUAUAUUUAGCUUGCUAACUAAGCUAUCUAAUUUCAUCACCAUUUAGUUUGGGCUGUAAAUCUGUUUGCCAUCUUAAUAUGUAGCUUCAGAUUUAUUAGCAACAAGCUAAAUAUUUAGUUUUUUAAAUUAUUAGUUAACAAGCUAAAUGUUUAAUGUUGUUACUAAACAUUUAGUUCUUGAUCUCAAUAUUUAGUUUGAUAAAUGUGAGUUAACAUCUAGAUUUACUCUUUGAACCACAUUAGUUUGCUAACUGAAUAUUUAGCUAAAUAUCCUAAAUAUUUCAUUUGAAAGUAUUUAGUUUGUUUUCCAGGCUCAGCUCUCCUGAUGCUCAGAGCCCCAAGCAUCAUUCUGCCGCUGCCGUGCCUGGAGUUUGUCCCGUGUUCUUGCCCUGGCAGCCAUUUUGUUUUUUUGGUUGGCUUGCUGCCUCAGGUUGGUGAAUCUGUAAACUGUGUUCACUUCCUGCUGGCAGCUUCCUGUUCUGUCCUCACAGGUGAGUCUCACCUGAAGACGUUUUAGUGUUUCCUAAAACUGAGGCUCUGCAGCUGAGCGCAGUUUGUCCUGCGCUCAGCCUGACCUUUGACCCGCUCUAAAGCAAACACUGGGGCUGAAGGCAUGACUUCAGGCUGACGGUUCAGGCUGGAGGAGAGAGGAAUCGCUGCUCCUCCAGGAUAUUUAGUUACUCUAAGCACGUGGAAAUAUGUCAUUUGCAAGCAAAAUGUUGCUGACUAGAUAUUUACAUCCAAGCAAAAUAUUUCACUCUGAGCUGAAACUGACAUUUAUGAAUGAAUAAAAUAACUUUUUUGUUUUU